Molecule: messenger RNA, 1687 nt
Organism: Didymodactylos carnosus
Lineage: Eukaryota; Metazoa; Rotifera; Eurotatoria; Philodinida; Philodinidae
Source: the annotation of a GenBank genome assembly
AUGAGGAAGAUGGCCAUUAAUAAUUUAAUAGAAGAAAAUAAACAAUUUCAACUAAAACUUCGACAAUUAAUUAAUUACUUAAAAAUAUUUAAUCAACUUCAUCAAUGUCAACAAUAUAUUGACCAAAACAAGGAGGAAGAAAAAUUUAUUUUAAUUGUCUCUAAUCAGUGGGCAAAACAAUUAAUUCCGUGUGUUUAUCAUUUACAGCAAAUCAUUCAUAUCUAUAUUUAUGAUACAGACAAAGAUAAGAAUGCUGAAGAAUGGGCAAAUAAAUUUGAUAAAGUAAGUCAAUUAUUUUUGUGUUUUGUUCGUAACAUUAAUUUAAUUUGAUUAUAUGCCUAUAUAGUAGAGGUCGAGUACUUUUACUCUAAUUCUCGAGCGCUCUUCAUGUUGUUUGCAAGCCUGAGAUGUUGAAAUGCUCUAAUCGGGUAAAAUAUGAGUUUUUCUUGGUUGAUCGUCUGUAGCCGGCUAAUUGAUUCGUCACAGCUCAUGGCGAUUCAGACAAAAUCGCACUUAAUCACCGUGUCAUAUAGCAGUCUUGAUUAGUUGAUAAAUCGCUGGAAACUCCUCUUUUCUUUUGCUCGCGAUUUUAGUCAAACAGCGAUUAAAUGGACACCCAACCAACAAAGAACUAGCCGACCGUGGAUCAUUCACUGCGUUUUACUUUGAGUCUCGAGGAAAAAUUUAAAUUUGAAUGAUGAGACUUGUUAUUCGGAAGCCUCAUCAACUUCUCGAACGAAAAGUAGCUUUUUUGUCUAUAUUUCAAAGAGCUUUCUCGUCUCAAGAGAUUAGUACUAGAGAUCGGCACGAGCCGAACAUUUCUGGCCCGAUAAAGAAAGCGUGACACCAGAGCACGACCCGGCCCAACCGACCUUAAAAGUUUUACGGUCCGGCCCAAGGACAGAAGAUGGAGGUCUGAGUCCGGGCCGACCUUUUUCAGUUGUUCACAGUCUCUUGCAUCUUUAACGCAAAUAGGCUUGGUUGAACAAUUGCUAUAAAUGAGUUUCUAACACAACCCUAUCAGUUAAAUUUUCAGACUUUUUUCAAUCUUGUAUGCACUAGAUAACCUGUUUAUUGGGUUACAUAUUAGAAAAAGAAAUAUUACAGUAUUCAUCACGAACAUGCUUAAGCUAAAUAUAAUGGUUUUACUAAUGGAUUUAACUAGAAACAUUGUUCUAAAGCUAAGCAUGGCAUCUGUCACAGUGAUAAAAUGCUGUACUGCAAAUAAUAAAGUGUGUUAUUAAGAUCACCAUCUUCGAAAGCAUAUAUACUGUCAUUCCCAGCAAAAACGGAUGAGAUAAAAAAGUGAAAAAAACAUCGCCAUAUGGUAGAUUUGAACAAUCGACUGUUGAAUGUGAGGCAUUUACAGCACAGAUAGUAGACAAGUAGACUAUAUCAAUAAUCUCAGUGGGUAGAGCCAGAAGGUCACUUCUUAGUGUGUGCUUUAGACACCUACGCCCAAGCGUCAAAAAAAAAUCUAGUAUCGCCCGAUUCAUCUAGAUUAUUAGAUUUUUACUCGAUUGCAACUAGUGUAUAACGACAGUGGAAAUCUAGUAGCUGGGCGAUUAUUAGAUUUUUUCUAGUUGCAACUAUCGAUUUAUCGUCCGAUAAUCGAUCGAUUUAACUAUUACUAGAUGCACCUGCAGACGCAUCUAGUUAAAAGUCCCUUUUCCAACUAGUAAUCUAG